Molecule: messenger RNA, 3869 nt
Organism: Vigna unguiculata (cowpea)
Lineage: Eukaryota; Viridiplantae; Streptophyta; Magnoliopsida; Fabales; Fabaceae
Product: protein BREVIS RADIX-like
Source: RefSeq, a predicted model, not a curated record
CUACAAACUUUUCUUUUGCAGCUUAGCUUCUUUUCCCAUCUUAGUGAAAACCAACAAAAUCAAACCAAUAUUGGGGUCCUCAUUCUACGGUGGGGACCACCCCUUUUGAAUCUUUUACCUCCACGUAUACACAUACACAUUAACACACACUCUUAGAGAUAUUUAUAUAUUAUAUAUGCAUCAUAGGUGAGGAUUGUUUUGGUUUAGGAUGACGCAAGUGUGGUGCGUUUUCGGCACUUUUGCUGUUGACGGAUGGUCCACGGUUUGCUCCAUUAAUUGGUUUUAUUUUCAUGCAUGUGGUGGUGCCGUGACGUGACCAUAUAGCAUUUUCAACCAGUCAAGUCGGUUCCAGUGCUUCUUAUUCUCUCUAGAGUUAGAAAUUACGGAACCAACUUGCCAAGUAGGUUACCAGUACCCUUUUUGGCUACUUAUAAUACCACAUUAGAGGAGCAAGUUGGUUUGUUUGAAUCAGACUUUAUAACAGUGACAGCAUUAUGUUUCCAAUGUACAUAGCUAGAGCGCGCUGUAGAAUUUUAUUACCAUAUAACGUGCCGGGUUUUCAUUAUCAUUUGACUAGUGCUGGUAUAGCCUAGAGUUAGUACUUUGUUAUUAUUCACUUAUCAUUGACUUGCAAAACUACCUUAAGUUGCAUUUUUUAAACAAGUAAAAGUUAAUGUGCUGUGAAAAUGAAAAUCUUCUUUGAUUUGGGACGUGAAGAGCAGCAGUGGCAAUGUGGCAACAUGUUCCACAUUCCGCGGUUUAGGUAAUAAUGUUCACAAAAGAUGCCUAGCACAGAAGGGAAUGCUAUAUUCGUAUCUUGGUGUGUGGCCCAUCCUUGAAUUCUUGUCGUCCCAAAAGUUUUCUAUUAUGUCCAUAUGCAGCAUGUAUAGAUACUUAUUAUGGGAGAAAAUAUAUCAUUUGCGAAGUGUUUUUGUCAGAAAAAUGUGUUUGCAUUUCUUAAGGUUCUCAAUAGAAUAUUGGUAGUAGUAGGUCCUCCACAAGUAGAAUAACGGUUAGGCUUAGUAGCCGUAUAACGGUCAUGGUGGAUUGAUGAGUCAUUAUGAUGUUGUUAAGGUGUUGUAAUGGCAAUUAUUGGUUAAUGAACAGUCACUAGGAAGAGAACGGUUUUAUGUGAGUGAAAGAAAGUAGGUUCACUGUUACUAUUUGCUAAUGAGUGCACCUAUCAAUUCUUUUUCUCCUGUAUAUAUUUUCAUACUAGUUGCCCUCAUCUUCAUGCUUAAUAUUAAGCUAGGCACUAACCCCUUUUAAAAAGAUGGGGAACUUUGGUUGAAAUAUCAUUAGACUUGUAUUUGAGGCAUGUUCUGAUGCCCAUUUUGAACCAUAUGUUUCUGAUUUGUGUGAAAAUGUUGACAAGUAAUAUUUGGAUAGAUAUUGUUGGAGAUUUGUGCAAACAGGAAAUGCUUUCCAUUGGGGGUACAUAGUUGAUAGUAGGAUAUAUAUAAGGUUCCUAUAAUGGACUUUCAUGUUCACUGCUGUUGUUGUCAUCCACUUGUAUCCUAUGCCCAAGUACACUCUCCACCAUACCAGCUGUAAAGCUAUUGCACGAUGCUUCGAAAAUGACACAAAUCUGAAACCUUAGACUCCAUCUAGUUUCAUCCAAACAUAUUUUUUAGUUCUUGUUUCUGAACAUCCCAACUAAGUUUCCCUACUCUUCCCAUGUAAGCCAUUUCACAAACACUUCUGCUGCAAUGUUCUGUUGAAAUCUUAGUGGAUGUGGGGAAGGGGUGGUCCAAUAUCACUAAACUAAAAGGGCUUUGAAAGUGGGAAACUUUAAUUGUAUUUUCUUCUUCUGGCAAGUUGAGAAAUGUUUCUCAGUAUAUAAUUAUUUGUUCAUCAACUGCAUCACCGGAUGAUACGAUUAUAUUGGAUUUUUAAAAGGGAAUAUGUAAAGGAGAGAUCUACAUUGUUAGCUGUAGGGGAAAGUACAGCACUCAGGUGUUUUGAAAGCAUUAACACAUUCUUAAGCACUAAAAAUAUUUUUUUAAACGCUUCCCCAUCAGAUGCUACCCAAUUCAAGUGUCAUUGGUCAAAUCCAUAGAUGCAGAAUGUGUCACUAUUCAAGAAUCUCAAUUUUUCUAAAAGUUUGAGAUAUUCUGAUAAAGUGGCAUGAUCUGUAAAAGUAGGUUUACAUGAAGGUGUAGUGUUGACCAAGUACACGUAUGUAUAAUGCAACUUUUGAAAAAUAUACGAUACAGUUAUAUUCGUUUUGAAAUAAUUUUAAUGCACUUUUAUGUAACAGUAUUCUGAUGGCACGUCUCACGUCUAAAUUUAUCUUUUGGUGGCGUGUUACGGUAAAACAUUUUAUAAAUCAAUCUUAAAAUAAUUGCUCUAUUGAAAGUAACUUCUCUCGCCAUUUGAGAGUGUUCAUCUGCAGCUAGAUAGACAUGUGAUUAUCUUUCUUAGUUUUUCGUCCAAGAAGGACUUGUCUGUUUAUCAAAUGUCACUUGUCAUAAAUUUCUUAAAGGAUAUGGUACUGAAGUUUUCAGGUUCUUACAAGCAGUGCAGACCUUGCACAGGGUCCAGUACCUACAAGAAAGGACAGAGGCCAUAUCCCGACUUUGACACCAUUUCAGAAGGGGUUCCAUACCCCUAUAUUGGAGGAGCAAGCUCAGCUUCAACCCCUGCUUGGGACUUCACAAGCUCCUAUUUACCUGGUGGUAGACCAGACCAAAGAUUUAUGGGUGGAUUGAAUGGUGAUAGGACCUCUAGAGGGCCAGAGUCAGCACCAGCAUGUGAUGUAGUUGUUGAGGAAGAGGAUGAAACCAAGGAAUGGAUGGCACAGGUGGAGCCAGGGGUUCACAUUACCUUUGUUUCUCUCCCUAAUGGGGGAAAUGAUCUCAAAAGAAUUCGCUUCAGCCGAGAGAUUUUUGACAAGUGGCAAGCUCAAAAAUGGUGGGGUGAGAAUUAUGACAGAAUCAUGGAGCUUUACAAUGUCCAGAGAUUCAAUCGACAAGCUCUUAACACUCCUUCCAGAUCUGAGGAUGAGCAAAGAGAUUCUUCAUACUCAAGACUGACAUCUGGACAAGAAAGCCCGGGGUCGAUGUCGUUGAAGGAAUGGACACCAAGGAAUCACUAUAAACCCUCAUUGAAUAACCAAUCUGAAGCCAUGGAUCAAGUUGGUGGUCAAAACUUCCCAGCAGGGUCAUCUGUGGAAGCAUCAAGGACAACCACUUCUUCUAGAGAUGAGCCUUCAAUGAGCAAUGCCAGUGACCUGGAGGCAGAAUGGAUAGAGCAAGAUGAACCUGGAGUGUACAUUACGAUCCGACAACUAGCUGAUGGAACAAAGGAGCUGCGUCGUGUCAGAUUCAGCCGGGAGAGAUUUGGGGAGGGGCAUGCAAAGAAAUGGUGGGAAGACAACAGAGAAAGAAUACAAGCUCAAUACCUUUGACGUGUGGUGGCCUUGAAGAGAAUGUCCCAAGCGGGUAGAAUCCUCAAUUUUGUUUCCUAGAGAUUGUAGUGUAGUUGACUCCAGUUCAUAAGUGGAGUUCUAUGAAGUUGUUGAUACUCUCAAACAAUGCAAGUCCCGCAUUGCAUGGUAUUGGAAACUAUAGGCUACCUGGACAACCUAUGUAGAACGAAGUUUACAGAACAAAAGAGUUGUUUCACAUUUGAAUCAGAGGUGAGGCGAGUCAUGAUGUUUUAUUUCAAGAUUUAAGGUGCUUGUUAAUAUGUUAUUUUCCCAUCUUAUGGGUGGAUAGUCUAUCUUGAUUCCAGCAACCUGGUAACUAUUCUAGAUCAUGAAAAGUGAGCAUUUGUACAAAAAGAAAGACAUUUGGAAAUUGGAUCUGAUUUGUAAGCAACAUUUGCAAUAUGGUCUAUACUAAUCCUGCAGAUUGGAUCUGGUUUUU